Bradysia coprophila is the source of this 949-nucleotide messenger RNA. RefSeq lists its product as uncharacterized. The record is from RefSeq and is a predicted model, not a curated record. NCBI's taxonomy places the organism in Eukaryota, Metazoa, Arthropoda, Insecta, Diptera, Sciaridae.
CUUUGUUAUACAUUACAUUACGUUAUGCUGAUUGACUUUGCUAUUUAUUAUUUAAUGUGCAAUUAGAAAUGAUUUUUUGUCGAAGUUAAAUUUGGUGAAAUGAGAAAUGGUGAUUUUGGCGUGAUAUAUAAAAUGGGCAUAUUACGGAGAAAGGUUCAUUAAUCAACUCAGAGCAAACGAGUGAGCAUCGUGCUAUACUUUAGAAGUUGCAGAAUUUUUGUGUUAUUGCUGUUGUGUGUAAAAUACGUUUUUUUUUUUAAAAAGAAAGUGAUUUUUCGUUUCUUUUUUCGGUAGAUAAUAUUUCAUAAUGAAUUCAAUGAAAACAAUUUUGGUUGUUGCUGCUGUAAUUUCGGCUGUCGUGGCUGAAUAUGGAGGAGACGGUCAUAACGACUUCGGAGGUGGUGGUGGUGGUGACGAUCAUGGAUAUGGCGGAGAUGAUGGAGGCCAUCAUGUACACACAACACAUAGUGUGGAAUCAAAACCACAUCCAGUUCCUGUCUAUGAGAAAAUUGGGGUUCCAAUUCCUCACCCUGUUCCAGUUGCCGUUCCAAAUUACGUCAAAGUUAAAAUUCCACAACCCUACCCGGUUCACAUUACUGUCCAACAACCCAUUCAAGUGCCAGUAUACAAAGUCCGAACUGAAAUCAUUGAGAAAAAAGUUCCAUAUACCGUUGAAAAACCGUAUCCAGUCGAAGUUAAAAAACCAUUCCCCGUACACGUUUACAAAAAAAUUGAAAUUCCAGUGCCCCAACCGUACAAGGUGCCAUACACUGUAUACAAACAUAUUUUGCAUACAGAAAAAUCCCAUGGACAUGGAGGACAUGGUCAUCAUCAUUGAUAAGUGAUUGACUUCGUCAGUUGAGUAGGGGUUGUUACAGUUUAAAUUUUUGAAAUUUUGUUUGUUAUUCUUUUUAGUUCCUCUGUUGUUGAUCAUUUUUUAUAUAAAUAA